Messenger RNA from Camponotus floridanus (Florida carpenter ant), 1826 nucleotides. RefSeq lists its product as uncharacterized. The transcript has 5 exons. NCBI's taxonomy places the organism in Eukaryota, Metazoa, Arthropoda, Insecta, Hymenoptera, Formicidae. The coding region runs from base 158 to 1540 and encodes 460 amino acids. The record is from RefSeq and is a predicted model, not a curated record.
ACGCGAGCCGCAGUCUGCUGUCGACCAUCGCGUGGAGUGGAUGUGUUGUCGUUCGCUGUUGCGAGAAGUGUAACGGGACCGAUUAUGAACUCGCGCGAUCUCGCGUCAUGAUCUCUCUCUUGUCAUCAUAACGAGGGAAUUAUGUCGACUCGGAGAAAUGGGUAACCUGGCGACGCUACUGAUACAGUUUAGUGCCGCGUUCCUCUUCGCAUGUCUCGCGGAUUACAGCUUGGCUCAGGACGAGAUACCAGUCACAGCAAAGUGCGUCGAGACCGAGACGGGAUGCAGGAGAUGCAGGGACGGAACGUGCGCCAGAUGUGCCGUCCUGUUACAUCAAGGUACCUGCGUGCAUACCUGUCCACCGGGCUUCGUCGCCGACUGGUCCACCCGAGACGAGUACAUGGGUCGUAUCUGUCGGGAGACUGGCUACAUGUUUGGCCUCACCGGUAGCCAGGUUGCGAUUUUAGUGGGGGUGGUUUCCGGCGCGACGAUAUGCACCUUCAUCAUCAUCUGCGGGGCGAUAGUCGUUCACCGACGUAAGAAGAAGGCGGCCAAAUUGGCGCAAAAGUUCGAGGACAGCGCGGAAAGGAGAGAAUUUCUGAAACAUCUAGCGACACUUCGUGGAGAGGCCCAUACCUUCCUCGCGAUGCUCAACGACACUAGAAGACAAGUCAGGGAGUUGUACUACUCGGGAAAUAACGGAGACGGUGCUGUUGGAAUUCAAGCGUACAGACCAGUAUUACGUGACCUGGCGAGGAUACUGGUCCUCGUGAAUAGAAGAGACGACGAGAUCCCGCUUCCGCCCGACGAUUGGCAACGACUAUUCUCGUGGGCAGAACGGCUGUUGAGAAGAUACAAGAGGCACAGUUCUCCAGAAGUGGCUCAGCUCGUGACAUUUCUCCAACAGCCGACGAGCAAUUCCGUGCAAAUGACAUCGGCACAACCGGUCACGACGUCGUCGCAACCAUCGGCUUGUCAACCCAUAUAUGAACCUAGAAGCACUAAUCUCACAACAUUCCAAGCAAACGUGCCGCUCGCGACGUUUCAAGCAAGUGACAAGUCGAGCAUUAGUCCAGCGAGCUCGAGCCUCGGUUACGUGAAGGACAGCAGUCCGCUCGGUUCGAGUCUAGGACAGAAUAGCACUUCCGGCGCUUACAACAGCGAGAAGCUCAGUCCAAAUGGCUCGACGAUCGGCCAGAUGACGCCCUUGGUCUACGGGAACAAUCAGAAACGCGGAGGACCGAGGAUAACGAGUGACUCACACCUUCAAGAACUCCAGACGAUUUCUGCGUUCGGUCGUAGCUACAACAGCGACACGUUGCCCUCGGAGGCUAACAAUAUCCGCGCGUUGCGCGACGAAUGCGAGACGAAUGACGGCCUAGACCGCGACCUGAAUCCCCAAUGGAAGUUUCAGAGCAGUCCCGUGGAAGCGGCCAACUAUACCAUCCUAACAGACUGGUCGCCCGCUCGCGACUAUCUCAUCGAUGACUUUACGAUUCUCGGCUUCCGGCCACAAGACGAGAUUACCACAGAAUUGUAAUAUCGACUGAUAAUAAUACAUAUCCCCAAACAUAAGACUUGAAAAAGAGAGAUUAGGAUUGCUUGCGCAUAUCGCCAAAGAUCGCCAUUUUAGACAGUCUUGUUAAUGUGUUUCGAUAUUGUCAUUUGUCAAUGUCUUAUUCGUAGCAAAAUGAUGGGAUUAUGUUCCGAUUAUUUGAAGUAUAUGAAAUUGCGUCAAUUCAUCAUCGCUGUAAUUAUCGUUAAAAAAAUAACGAUUUACUAUUUUGAUUACGAAAGAUCUAUUCAUUUAUGUUAUAUAUAUUAUA